UUAACCGAUAUUUUUUCUUUUGAAUUGUAUUCUGUCGCUUAAGUACACCCAAAACAACAAACCUAAAAUUGUACAAUUUAACCCACACAAAACCCAAGCAAAAUGUCCAAUAAUAUCGAUUACCAGCAGAACACUGACUUUGACCAGAACAUGGCAUCGCCCUCGCAGGCCAGUCCGCUGGCGGGAGCAGCCGUAACCGGAGCUGGCGGUGGUUCCAGCAGCAGCAGUCAGAAGGCAUCCGCUGCUGCAGCCGCUUCCAGUUCGAGCGGUGCACCCGAUACGGCUUCGCAAAUUCUCACGAAACCUCGCCUUCAGGAGCUGGUCCGUGAAAUUGAUCCCACGGAACAGUUGGACGAGGAAGUGGAAGAACUGCUGCUGCAGAUUGCAGACGACUUCGUUGAGAAUACGGUCAAUGCGGCGUGCCUGCUGGCCAAACAUAGGAAGGUCGCCAAGGUGGAGGUUCGCGAUGUGCAGCUACAUCUAGAACGCAACUGGAAUAUGUGGAUUCCAGGAUUCGGAACGGAUGAGUUACGACCGUAUAAGCGAGCUACCGUGACGGAGGCCCACAAACAGCGACUAGCGCUGAUACGAAAGGCAAUCAAGAAGUAUUAGAUGUGUACCUAUACCGUUUAGAAUUUCCUCAACUUUUCACCCAUCAUGUUCCGCAAUUAAAUCGAUGUCCCCAACCAACUAAAUAA
Ochlerotatus camptorhynchus is the source of this 698-nucleotide messenger RNA. It is a transcript of the gene Taf12, whose product is annotated as TATA-box binding protein associated factor 12. Gene Ontology annotation, biological process: DNA-templated transcription initiation; RNA polymerase II preinitiation complex assembly. The coding region runs from base 103 to 612 and encodes 169 amino acids. The transcript has 2 exons. Gene Ontology annotation, molecular function: DNA binding; TBP-class protein binding; protein heterodimerization activity. The record is from RefSeq and is a predicted model, not a curated record. NCBI's taxonomy places the organism in Eukaryota, Metazoa, Arthropoda, Insecta, Diptera, Culicidae. Gene Ontology annotation, cellular component: SAGA complex; SLIK (SAGA-like) complex; transcription factor TFIID complex.